AUUUUACGUGUGACGUAGUCACGCCACGGCAACUUCCGGUGUUUGCAAACCUCUCUUUCUGUUUCAUUGAGUUGGUAUAUUUUUUGUUUACUUUGUUUAAUCUGUUUACUUGUGUUUUGUUCUGAAUAUUCACUAUGGAAGAAACGGGUCUGACUUACAUAGGGAUUCACUGACGAGUUUGAAUUUCGUUGCGUUGUUACUCGACGAGUCUGUUUUGAGUCAUAAACUAAAGCGUUGCCUCAUUUGUUGGACCUUGUAUGCGGUCCGACAAGCUUGCUACGCGACUGGAAUUUCAUUUGUCUGUUUCACUGCUCUCGUAAGUAUUACAUAAUGAACAUUUUGCCCAAAAAGAGCUGGCAUGUGCGCAAUAAGGACAACAUUGCGCGCGUGCGCCGUGACGAGGCUCAAGCAGCAGAGGAGCAACGCGAGAUUCAGCGGCGAGUGGAACGCGCAGAGCAAGAGGCUCGAACUGAAUAUUUGAGAAACAAAGCUCGAGCAGCCCUUCACCAGACGGGAAAAGGGACAGAGGAUGAAGAGACGGCAGAGACGAGCCGAGGAGCCAGAGAGAUAGAACACCUAAAUUUAUUUCCUCUAGAGGACUCAUCUGAAAAGAAAGGAAAUGCAGAAUACCUCAAAGAGAAGAAGGAAGAGAAGGAGAAGCAGGAACGUGCUAUUGGUCUUUUAGUGUCUCUAGGUCCCGCUCCUGGAACAGAAGUAACUCCCUGGUACCUGAAAGGUGGAAAAGAAAAAGAAGAAGAGACCGACAAGAAAGAGAAAGGCAAAAACAAGACAAGAAGCCUAACUGAAGAGGAGAGAGAAAAGAAAGACAGGAAGCUGAAAGACAGUUUGGAUCCUCUUAAGGAAAUGAAGAAGGCAUUGGCAGUGAAGGACAGGAAGGAGAAAAAGCAUAAGAAGAAGGAAAAGAAAGACAGAGGAGAGAAGAGGAGUGGAGAGAGUUCAGUUGAGAGGUUACGGGCUGAGCGACUGCAGAGGGAAGCGGAGGAGAAGAAAAGGACACAGGCUUUACUGGAUCAGAGGAGCGGAGGCGGGAAGCAAAAAGAGCAGGAGCGAGAGAUGGGGGAUAGAGACAGACCAUACAACAGCGCCUACUUUCCUGAGUUGGCACGGAAAAGGCAAAGGAGAGACAGAGAUCAGUAUGGCUUUUAUUAGCUUACAAAGGCAUUGAUUCAGUAAGUCUAGAAAUUGUUUUGUGGCUGGACAAGAAAUUAGCCACGUGCAAAGUGUGAGGAGCAUUUAAAAUGACUGAUUGCUACCUAAAAGCCUUCGAUCUGGCCUCUGGAACACUUUUAUUGG
Messenger RNA from Labeo rohita (rohu), 1314 nucleotides. It is a transcript of the gene leng1, whose product is annotated as leukocyte receptor cluster (LRC) member 1. The coding region runs from base 331 to 1170 and encodes 279 amino acids. The transcript is spliced from 4 exons. NCBI's taxonomy places the organism in Eukaryota, Metazoa, Chordata, Actinopteri, Cypriniformes, Cyprinidae. The record is from RefSeq and is a predicted model, not a curated record.